AGUUUCGUCUAGGGACGCGGAAGUAGCGUGCCAGUCCUGGAGGAGAACCGCAGGUUGUGUGGAAUACGGGAGGAGGCGGCCGCGCCUCCACUGGAGUUACCCCGGCUGAGCUAGGUGCUCCAGGGCGCAGCCCCUGGGCAGUGGGGGCGUCGUUACAGCCUGUGGCCUGCAAGCCGAGGAGCGCGGGCUGACACAGGUCCGAGCGUUCCUUCACUAGGACUAGCAUACGCCCGUUUCGUCGACUGAGGAUUCCGAGGCAGGGUUCUUUAAAGACCGCAUCUUGAUGUUCAGGUGUUUGCCAAAAGGCUCGGCUUCGGAGGAAGGUGAGCGAGGCGAUUAUGCUGGGUUAUGAAGAGCCCCCGAGGAAGCUUGCGGCCAAAGCGGACAAGACCCGACGCUAGGCUCGGCCAGUUACAUACUAGUUGGGUAUCAAGAAACUGAUAAUGUUUUCUUGAAUUUGCUUCUGUAUUUACUUCAUCAAUGUCUCUCAUACUGAAUAUCUUACGAGAGAUAUUGGAAUAUUUUGGUGUUCCCAUGGACCAGGUUUUGCAGAUUUGGAAAAAUAAAGACUAUGGAUCAACUCGGAGUAUUGUUCGUAUUAUUGGGAAAAUUCUUCCUUUAGACCCUUGUCCCAGGCCUAAUUUUGAGUUGAUCCCACUCUUGAACUCUGUAGACUCUGGUAACUGUGGAUAUGUAGUUCCAUCUUUCGCUGAUAUUUUGUGUGUGGCAAAUGAUGAAGAAGCCAGUUAUCUCAGAUUUCGAAAUGGAAUAUGGAAAAAUGAAGAAGAGGAAAAAAGUGAAUUUUUUAAUCCUUUGCAACUAGUUUGGGAUCCAUUGUCACCCGCUGUAAAACAUAACAAACCACUGAAAAAUGAUCCACCUGUAAGUGAAGCUGCAAUUAAAAAAAUAGCUGCCCUUGAAGAUGAACUAACUUUUCUUCGCUCUCAAAUUGCUGCAAUUGUGAAAAUGCAGGAACUAAAAAAUAGUAUCAAUUCGGCCUCCUUUGACUUGAAUAAUGAGCCUAGUGGUUUGGGACCAAUGCCAUCAUCAGGGACUGCUCAACUGAGUGUCGAACAAGAUCCAUUUUCAAGUUCAGUGCUUCCCUGUCCUCCUCCACCACCACCACUGCCCCCUCAGGUGUCUUCUCUACAGCCUCCGUGUUCUCCUCUUAUACAACCAGGAUCAAAUAAUAUUUGUGACUCAGAUAAUUCAGCAACUGAAAUGAGAAAACAGCACCCAGGGGCUAGUAAGGCCAAUUAUAGUCGUCAUUCAAAAAACCAGAAAAACAAAGAUGUUCCAAACAUGUUGGAUGUUCUAAAGGACAUGAAUAAGAUUAAACUUCGUGCUGUUGAAAGAUCACCUGGAGGCAGACCCAUUCGUAAGAGGAAAAGACAGAAUUCAAAUUGGGAUCCAGUGUCUUUAAUAUCCCAGGCACUUAAGCAGAAAUUCGCAUUCCAAGAAGAUGAUUCCUUUGAGAGAGAAAAUAGGUCUUGGGAGUCUUCUCCAUUUUCCAGUCCAGAAAAUUCAAAGUUUGGACAUCACAUUUCACAGUCAGAAGGACAGUGAAAUAAAGGAAGGACUGGCAAACAAAGGGUACGACCAAGGUGUGAACGACGUGAGCGGUGUCUACAGUUAAAAGGAAAGAUUGCAGAAAUACGCCAGCAUGUCUCUUACUACGUGUUAAUCUUCUGUUAAUGAAGUUAAAUGAGGUCUGUGCACUGGGAUAUAUGAGUGCAGAGGUCUGAAGAGUCUUGACUCUUAAGAAUACCUUUCUCUGAUUUUAGAAGAUCCAGCAGUUAAUUGGUUACUGAUGAUAGUUAGGUAUAUUAAUUUUUUUCAUGUAUGUUAAUGUUAUUAAAAGCUGAAUACACACUUUGAAUGAUUUUCCUAAGAGCUCAUGUUUCUCAUUAGAGAACAGCAGGGUCUCACUGUAACAGAAACCAUUUUAAUGGAUUAAGAAAUUAAUGUAAGCUGAGUCUGUAUUGUACUACCUAGCAAACGACAGCUGGUAUGUUUGAGGUUUUCAAAGCAAUUUCUUAAAGCAAUUAUGGCUUCCUAAUUUAAGAACCUUUGAGUCUUAAAAACUGAUAUUGAUCUGGUUUAUUGGGCUUCCAGGACCUUAGAGGUUUUCAAAGAAUGUAAUUUUUUAAAUUAAGAUAUUUUAAUUAUAUAGGUUGAGCCUCCUAAAAAUUUUUGAGGUGAUAAAGAGUUAUUCUUAGAAACUGAUUUGAUGAAUAUUAGUAUUUAAAGAAUCUUCUUCCUAUGUUUUGCCUAUACUUGCUGUGUAAAUAUGUAUAUCUAUGAUUUUUAUUUUCUUUGUUCCUUAUUAUAGUUACAUUCUGUUGCUUUGUAAAUAGAAUGUAAAAUAAAUGUGCGUUUUUAACUUG
Molecule: messenger RNA, 2387 nt
Organism: Pteropus alecto (black flying fox)
Lineage: Eukaryota; Metazoa; Chordata; Mammalia; Chiroptera; Pteropodidae
Gene: MTFR2
Product: mitochondrial fission regulator 2
Exons: 8
Coding region: 481-1566 (361 amino acids)
Biological process (GO): aerobic respiration; mitochondrial fission
Cellular component (GO): mitochondrion
Source: RefSeq, a predicted model, not a curated record